Messenger RNA from Chenopodium quinoa (quinoa), 1671 nucleotides. RefSeq names its product protein JINGUBANG-like. Bases 114 to 1349 code for a protein of 411 amino acids. The transcript has a single exon. Gene Ontology annotation, molecular function: protein binding. Lineage: Eukaryota; Viridiplantae; Streptophyta; Magnoliopsida; Caryophyllales; Amaranthaceae. The record is from RefSeq and is a predicted model, not a curated record.
UUCUCUCUCCUCCACGCUGGCACUCUCUCCCCUCCACUUUCUAUUUAUACCCCCUUCUUUCUCCUCUCUUCAAACCGUCUACUUUUCUUUUCAAAUUUUCCAUUUCCACAAUAAUGAAGCUUAAAACUCGCUUCUGUUUCUGUACCUCCACCGUCGCCGGCGACGACUCCAACAACUUUCCGGCGACAACAUCUUCCUCCUCCUCUACCUCACCCGCAAGUAACACUAGUCUACAAAGUCACCUCUCCCUUCAAACCCUGCCAUCUGUCCCUUCCCUUCAAUACUUCUCUCUCCUCGACGUCUCCGCUACCGUCACCCUCACCCACUCUCUCUCCUCUACUCUCUCACUACCUUCCUCCAUCUCAUCACUUUCUCUCUCCUCCGCAUCAUCUCUCCUCUACGUCUCCUCCGGCCACCAGAUCAACGUCUACGACUCCUCCACCCUCUCCCUCAUUGAAACCUUCAACUCCGACGGAACCUCCUCCGGCGCCGUUAAGUCCGUCACAUUCUCCGACGGAAAAAUCUUCUCCGCUCACCAGGAUGGCAAAAUCCGGGUUUGGAAGUUAACCGCGAGUAAGAAGCAUAAGAUGGUUUCUACUUUACCCACUUUAACUGACCGGUUACGCCGGUACCCGGUUCCGAAGAAUCACGUGAAAGUCAGGCGACAUAAGACGCGGUUGUGGGUUGAGCACAACGACGCCGUUUCGAGCUUGGCCGUUACCAACGGAAAAAUAUACUCCGUUUCUUGGGAUAAAACGUUGAAAGUGUGGGGUCCAAAGAGUUUACGGUGUUACGAGUCUGUAACGGCGCAUGAGGAUGCGAUUAACGCCGUUAUUGUUGCAAAUGACGGAACGGUUUAUACCGGGUCGGCUGAUGGUCGGAUUCGGGUUUGGGCUAAAAAAUCCGGGUCGGAGAAGAAGCAUUCAGGGAUUGCCACGUUGGAGAAACAUAAAUCAGCUGUAAAUGCAUUAGCGUUGAAUUCUGACGGUUCGAUUUUAUUCUCGGGUGCUUGUGACCGUUCGAUAUUGGUUUGGGAGAGAGAAGAUAGUGCUAAGUAUAUGGUGGUUAGUGGGGCCCUUAGAGGUCAUAAUGGGGCGAUCUUGUGUUUGAUCAACGUCUCAGAUUUUCUGAUCAGUGGUUCGGCUGAUCGGACGGUCAGGAUUUGGAGACGUGGGUUUGAAGGAAAAUUCUGUUGUUUAAGCGUUUUGACUGGGCAUAGUAAGCCUGUUAAGUCAUUAGCUGCAAAAAUGGAGGGUGAAGAUGGAAUUUCGGUGUUUAGUGGUGGGCUUAAUGGGGAAAUUAAAGUUUGGAGUCUUAAGAUUAAUUAUUCCGGCAGUAAGGACUCCUGACAGUAAUAUCAAAUCUCGUAUACAUUAUUGUCUUAUACGAUACUGUAUUUGUAGGAGGGAAAAAAAUUAUUGGUAAAUAGUUUUUAGAUAUGGAGAAUGAUGUGAUUGGUUCAAUAUUAUUUUUUUAUUUUUUUGGUGGGGGAGCGGGUGUUUUAGACAUGGCUAUGAAAGUUUGAUGCUAGUACAAGUAAAUUUACUAGUAAUUUGUUUGAAUUUUGAGUAUGUUUAUUUUCCCUUUUUUUAGUAGGGAUGAUGGAUAUAUUUUUGUAUUUAUUGGCUACUUUCAAUUGUUAAUGGAAUGAUAGCUAUGUUAAUUCAUGAA